Molecule: messenger RNA, 1354 nt
Organism: Phycomyces blakesleeanus NRRL 1555(-)
Lineage: Eukaryota; Fungi; Mucoromycota; Mucoromycetes; Mucorales; Phycomycetaceae
Exons: 8
Coding region: 815-1141 (108 amino acids)
Source: RefSeq, a predicted model, not a curated record
GAAAGAUCAAAGUUUAUAUUGUGUUUAUUAAAAUAGAAAGAUCCCAGAUGGAAACUGGUCUGAGCAAAGACUGCUCGCUCCCAAGACACAGAAAGCCGAAGCUUUCUAGCCAAAAGGAACUGCAUCCCGCAAAGAACCUCUUUGUCCAGAGUACCUACAGCAUUGUCAAGGGCUUUUAGCCCUUGCUCUCUUAAAGUCCUUUCUUUUGUGGCACGGUGUUGGAGCCAGAAGGCAUCAUGCUUCAGAAGUGCAACUUCUUCUUCUGCUCUUUUCUUUGCCAAAAAGAGAUGGACUUCGGGACGGAUUUCCGCAUCCCAGAAAAUAUUUUUUUUAUUGAUUAUUGAAUCAAAGGUCAAAGACUCAUUGAAUUCAAGGUUAAAUGCUUGGAGGAGGUAGGUAAUUUGUUUGGCCUGUUUAUUCAGGCUGGUUUGGUGUUGCUUUGAUUUUUUUGUGCCGAUAUGGCCAGAUUUGUAGAGCAAUGUCGAGGUAUCAUGAUACGCUCGAACAUUGGCUCUAAUCGCAUCUUUGAAUUUUUUUUGUAAGCUAGGAACUCGUUGUACCCUAGCUGGGCAUUUUCUUCUAUAUAUUUUAUGAGGUUUGUAUUUUCUUCAUCAGGUUCUUGGAAGCCCUCAACUUCCUCCUGGAUCUUCGUCUUCAACUUCUCCAUUUCGUGCUUCAGCCUAUUGAUCUCAUCUUUCACAUGAUUUCCGUUGGCAUCAUUAGCGAACUCUCUUAGUCGGCGUAAAAGUGUGAAUUUUACAAGGAACAAAGCAAUAUUGCCCUGAACCUUGCGGCCAGACUCCAGCAAAUCACCAUGAAAGUUGCUGUCGAAACGCCCUACGCCUUCUUCAGCUCUCUACUUCUCGAACUUCUUCACCACACCAUCGCCUAUCCACACCUGCUUGAGUUGAGCCUCUACUUGCUCCAACUUUUCGCCAACAUCACCUUCACCGCCUUUCUUCCUCUCACACUUCAGGCUAAAAUUGCCAUCCGUGGCAACAAAUUGACAGUCUUCAACGGCCACAUUGCUAUCAACAUCUGGACAAGCAGUGCAACAGCUGGAUUCCUGAAAUCCAGACGAAAGCUUCUCCACCUUGGCCUGAUGAAGAUACGGAGAAGAUUCUGGCAGUACGCCUUUUAGAUCUGUCUCUCAGCACCCAAAUUGAUCUUAUUAUAUAGAUCGGCCAAGCCCUGGCCAGAGAUGGCAAGAACAUCUCGCAUGUCUCUCAUGAACUCAAGAAGUCCAAAAUGAAUCGCAUAUUGAAUGUUGUUCAAAGAAGCAGGGAGUAUGCUCAUUUCAACCAACUGUUCCGAGAUGGGUAGUACACCCACAGAAAGCAACAGCGAAUAAUUU